CAUUUAUAUAUUGUGUUCAAUAUUUUCGUACAAAAAUAAUCGAUUUAAUGGCCGUAUUUUAAUCCGAUCUUUUAUCGGAGUUGAUACGUUUAAAGAAUACGUACUAAUCUACCUAAAAACAUGAAUUUCUCGGACGAAUUCAAGCAAAAUAACUAUCUAAGUCGAUUCUCACCAAAUGGUCUAUACAUUGUAAGUAUUAAUUUCAUGUAUUAAAAUGGUAUUCAAUUGUUAAAUGUAUUAUUUCGCUUUAAUAGUACCCUGUGAUUUGAUAUUGAUUUACUGUAAAUGUUGAAACAAGGAUUUUUUUACAUUUACUGCACUGGUAUUAACAAUACACACACCAUCAAAAAUAUGAUAAUUUUUGUUGUCAAAUACUGAACUACGUACAUCCAAUCGGAGUAUACCAUACCUUCAAACACUCAUUAAUAAUUCAUAAGCUAAUUGGAAAAUCAUGUCAACUAUAAUAUGUCAUGUGCAGUGGCUUUAAACCUGAUAAAACACUCCUAAUUAGUAUUCUUUAUAUAAAGAAUACUAAUAAGGCAGUAUCUAUUGUUGUCGUGUCCUCAUUAGUAUUUUUUAUAUAAAGAAUACUAAUAGGCAGUAUAUCUAUUGAAUUUGUAGUCGUGUUUGAAGCCGUUUAAUAAACUCGCAGGUCGUGUUUUAUUACAUCUAAAGCCACUCGCGCUGCGCGCUCGUGUCUUUAAACAUAAUAAACCACUCCUGCUCGUUUAUUAAACAGCUAGUACAUAGAAUAUCGCAAAUUAGUUGGGUACAGUACAUUAAUUGAUGUGCCCUACUUUAUUAUUUUAUUCUGUCUAACACCAGAUGAUUUUACUUGUCAAGGGACGAGUGCUGCCACUAUUGAUAGCAGAAGCUUGUCUUCUGAAAGGGUAAUUACCCUGUUGAAAUAAAGGUUUUAUUAACAUUACAGUACGUACAUUACCCUCAAUGGGUAAAUUAACAACGAUGCAUUCCCACUUAAAGGGUAAUAACAGGAUGCAUUGUCAGAUAGUCUGAUUAACCCAUUGAGUGGCAGCACUCUCUGCUUGACGAGUCAAAUCUUCUGGCAUUAGACAAAGUAAAAUAAUGAAGUACUGGGCACAUCAGUGCACAUUGUCUCAUAAAGGAUUAAUUUUGUUUCAAUUUCCAGGCAAAUUGUGUGCAGUACAGGCUGAUAGUCAGAGACAUAAAAAAUCUACAAAUUGUUCAUCUGUUCACAAACAUGGAUGCUGUCCAAUACAUGGAGGUAUACAUAUAUGUAUUAAGGUUAUAUGUUGAUUUACAGAAGUGCUCAUCUACGUUAGGAUUUUUGCCAUAUUACCCCAUGAUUAUCAGGGUGUCAGCCAGCUAGAAGCCCCGGGAAACAAUCAGCAAUUUAACGCAUUAAGCCAGAGCUUCCCCAUUGACGGGUAAAAUCGUCUGGCGUUAGACAAGUAAAAAAAAAAGUAGGCCGCACUGGCAGCGCAUUGGGGGUCAAUGAGUUAAUGAAAUUGCAAAGUCUUGAGACAUUCAAGCCCAAGUUAAAAUAGAAUUAACUUUAGUUAUAUGAUAAUCAUGAUAUGAUGUAUUUGUGUAGUGGUCGCCAGAUUCUGGUUAUAUUCUGUGUGGAAUGUACAAAAGAGGUCUAAUACAGGUAUGGUCCCCUUGAUAAAUAAAAUGCAAUGUUCUGCUGCCAAACGUGCAGUUGCACUCAAUAAUAAAAAUAACAUGAUAGAGUGCGUUUAGUGCUUAUAGCAGCUAUCAAAGUUAAGUGUUAAAGAGGUCCGGAAUUAGGGCAAUGUUUCAUGGUGGGUUAACAUUAGAGAUAUAAACUCGAACGGUGUGCACCAGCGUAAGUAGUGACAGAAACACCAGGAUUGAGAGAGAUUCAAUUACUUGAAUAAUACAAGUAGAAAUUCAAUGUUUCAGUUGAAGGCCUUUGUCGGGCAGUCCUUUGCUCGAAAUGCCAAAGUUUUACUUCACCAGUCUGGAAAGUUAACUUUUUGCACGCCGGACAUCGAUUCAGGCACAUAUGUAACUGUACGCCAAUUUUGGAAAUAUAAAUGUGCAAAAGUUCCAAAUACACCUUUUUAGUAUAAACUUAUUUGGUCCAUAUUUGUUGAAUUUGAACAAUUACUAGGUAAGUCUAUAUGUAAACAAAUGUAUGCCAUUAUGUACGCCGAAAUUUGUGUUUGUACACCGGACAAGUCCGGCAUACACACUUUACAUUCCAGUCUGGAUUUUUCAGGUAGUUGAAUUACUAUCAAUCUUGCAGUUUGUAACAUAAUUAGAGACUUCUCAAUUACGGAUAAAACCGUAAAAUAAUCUGGCAUACUAAAUAUCUCAAAGUAAAGUGAUCAAUUAAUUAAUUAUCAAUAAAUCAUAUUUCUUGCUGCACUGUUAUCUAUAAGUUUGGCCAGUAAUAUUUCUACCUGUGCAGCUAUAUAGGUUUUGUUACUAAAUAUUUUUUUGCUAUGUUAUUAAGGUGUGGUCGUUAAAUGAUCCUGACUGGAGGUGUAAGAUAGAUGAAGGCUUGGCAGGGCUUGAAUCUGUCAGAUGGAGUCCUGACUCCAGACAUGUUCUUUCCACAGCAGAAUUUCAGGUUAUAAUCCCCGCGCGAAGCGCUGAUAACAGUUUCUGUUGAAAAAUCUUUUUUUAACAUAGCAAUGCAAUAUAAAAUAUAAAAUAUAAAAUAAUGCAAAAUUGUGGAGAUUAUAUAGUUUCACCAAAACAUUAGGUAUACGCAUUGCAAUGUGGGCCAAAUAUUGGCAGUGACGUGACGUAAGGACUUCUAGAGUGAAUUGUGGGUCGUCAUUAAAGAUAUACAUUCAUUCCAGAUCAGAAUAACUCUGUGGUCCUUGAUUGACAAGUCUGUUUCAUACUUUGAACAUCCUAAACAUGCUAACCGAGGUAUGUUUGUUAAUAUGUGCUCUAUAUAUAUUUUCUCCUUAUUUCAUUCAUUUCCAUACCCUGACAUUUUCUACCUUACAUACGUAAAAACCCGGGAUUAGAAUUCGCAAGGUACCAAUUUCGCUCAGUCUUAAUUUGAUUUUGCGCACCCUAGAUGUGAUAUUUUAGCGCAGUUUUGAUUUUGCGCACCUUAAAACGGUACAAAUCUAGAUGUAUUACUAAGCCUACGUUACUUCACGCUGUACUGGAUAGCUUUUCGUAGCGACGUGAAAAGACUACCUAUAUGUACCCUUUUAGGAACACUAUUUUUAGAGGAAUUAUUGCAACGGAGAGAUGUUAAUUGUUUCGCUCAGCUUCUGAAAAUUGAACAUUCCAAAAUGAUUUAAUUUGUGAAACACAAUAUAAUGAUUGAUCAAUACUUUGAUAUUAUGCAUAUUCCGCCAUAUUGUACUAUAAUUCCGGUGGCAGCUACAUGCAUAUGUUAUGAAUCAAUGUUAUCUCUGGAUCAUGGACGGAUUUCGAGGGGAGGUGUGGACCUCCCCUGAGAAUUUUUGCACCUCCCCUGAAAAGUCGUGCACCUCCCCCCCCCCCUGGAAAAUUAGGUUUACUGAUAGUGAUAGAAGUGAAAAUUUUACAUUUCUGGUUGCUUUGGGUCUACACUUCGUAAGAAAAUGUUUCUGUAAAAUUGAAACAGUGUUAGCCAUUCAUCUCUGUGCCAACUACCCUUUUAAUGCAAUGUUUCGAAAGAAACAUUGUAGCAAUUGUAAUGAAGGGCAAAAUUGGAUGAGUCGCGUACAGUCAUAAUUAAUUAAUACACUGAUACAUAUGUACACUACAUGCAUACGUCACGUCGUUGACUUUGGUCCGUUCUACAGUAAAGCCUGGUUCACAUAAAAUCGUUAAGCAGUCGCGGACAGUCGCAGACAUGUGCCGAAUUUUUAUUUGAACACAAAUGCAGAUUCGCACAGACUGUCUGAGACCAGAUCGGCGACGAAUCGGGAAAGUUGAACUUGAUUCAACUUUCCCGAUCCGUCGCAGAUCGUUCAUAUAAAAAUUCUCUCCAUGGGGUUCGUGAGCUAGACCGCUGCACCUCCCCUAAAUUUUUUCCCACCUCCCCCACUACUUCCACCAAAAUCGGCGGGUCUUGUUCCGGAUUAAUGUUAUUAAUGUUAUCUCUGGAUUAGGUUUGGAUUUCUCUAAAGAUGGCCGUUAUAUGGCCCUGGCAGAAAGACGAAACUGUAAAGAUUUUAUUAGUAUAUUUGUUUGCGAGGCGUGGAAAAUGCUACAGGUUGACAUUCAUUUAUAUAUAAAAGUUACAUAAAACAAUUUGACAUUAGUUAUUAUUGACAGGUACGACAUUGAAUUGAGACCAGAAAAAAGUGUUGGCCAACUUGGGUUGUUAUGACAAAGUAUUGAAAAAAGUUAAUAACGAUUAUUAAAAAGUGUGUCCUAUACGGCAAUAAAAAUGAAGUUUGUUUUAAUUGAAAGAAAUUAUACAUGAAAACCCUUUACAACUUUUCCGUAACUUGAUGGCAUUCCGCAUUCGAAAGAUUUGGACCAAAAACAGUAGCAAUCCGCUAUUUUGGUAUGCAUGACGUCACAACUGGGGUAUAAAGAGGUUUUUUAUUCGGCCAACCACAUUUUAAUGAGUCUGAAACUCGAUUUUUUAGGUUUUGAGACAAGCUUAACUUUAUUAAAUUAUAAAGUAUCAUUAUAACCCUUUAAAAGUAUAUGUGCUCUAUGACAAAGUUUAAUUGAAAAUAAGUAUAAAGUUUCAUUCAAUUAAUGUUGCAUAGCAUUUUGAAGUCCAGACGCAAGAUCUCAGUGACAUUGCCUGGUCUCCUGAUGGCAGAGCAUUGUGUGUCUGGGACCACAUGGUUUACGUGAGUGAAAAUAAAAUACUCGAUACUCUACUCUAAACAGGUCUACUAAACUAAAGACCAACCCAUCACCACAGAACGAAAUCUAAACUACAUUAUGCCAACUUAAUUUGUACUAGAUAGCUCGUUCUGCACGAUAGCUGUAUAAACUUCGCUCUUUAACUUGCUUGCAGAAUAAAGUAUGUUUGUAUUCAAUGGAUGGAAGGUGUAUGUCCACCUAUGACCCGCCAUGUUUUGGUCUUGGUGUCAAGACGGUCACAUGGUCACCGACCAGUCAAUUUCUGGCGAUUGGCAGUUAUGAUGAAAAAGUGAGCUUAACAUCAUUUAUACUGGAUAGAUCUAAUUUCUAAAUUGUUUUUCCAAGAGGUCCUGUAAGGAGCAUCGUCCUUGGUCUACAACAAGUCUUAAUAUGUAUACCAAAUAGCUCUAUUAAUUCUAAACUAUGCUUCAGUCAGCAAGUCCAGUAAGGAACGUUUUUCAUUGGUCAGUGUUGCAACAGGAUGAAAUUGAACUACAUUAACUUUACAUGUCUUUCAAUUUUCAACUGUUCACUAAGAAAUACAGUGUGGACAAGCCUUAAAAUAUCUUUUACAGGGCCGUCCGACAAAAUGUCUGAUGACAAAAUGUCCGACAAAAUGUCCGACAAAAUGUCCGACAUGUGUAUGAUAACUUCAGUUCAGUUUGGGUCGGAAAUAAGUCUGAAUGACGCUAAUUAAUACCAGCACAAUAUAUUUAUUCAGAACUAAAUGUUGUGAAGAUAUUAAAUAAUUUGUGUCAUUCAUACUUAUUUCCAAGCCAAGAUUAACUUGCUAGUGCCAAUAAUAGCAGUACGACUUCAACAACUUAAUUAUAAGCCCGUUUUCCACUUCAACAUUUCGCUCGCCGCUCCGGCGGUGACAUUAUUAAAAACAACAUUUCCGGUUUAUUUUUGUACAAUACUCUGGUUCUCCAUUAUAACAUACGAGCCUCUAGUCCUGGACUAGGGUACAUUUUGAUUUACGUGCGUGGAGAAACCGUCGGACAAAGCUACAGUUCGGUUGGAUACCAAUUCACUCGGGUCGGACAAACAAUAAACCUCAGUUUCACGUAGGUCGGACAGAAUGUCCGGUGGUUUCCUCUCUACAUCGGACAUGGGUCGGACAAUGUCCGUGACCGAUCGAUACUUUAAGGCCUGAGUGUGGAUAUCAUUCCUCGUUGGUCAAUGUUCCAUGUAACAGGACGAAACUUAAACUAAAUUUCGGUAUGCUUGAUAGCUCUAUCAAUUAUAAACUGUUCUUCCAAGUGGUUCGGUGAGAGACAUCGCUCGUUGGCUGAUGUUGGUCAAUGGUCAGGUCAAACGAAAGUUACUUUAUGUAUACUGGCUACCCCUAUCAGUACCAAACUGUUCUCCCUAGAAAUCCAGUGACAGUCAUCCAUUGUUCAUUCAGUGUUAUACUUAUCACUAAUUUUCCCGCAUCUUUCCAGUGUCGUGUGUUUAAUCAUCUCACAUGGAAAACAGUCGCAAAACACAUGCACCCACAGCUGGUAGAGAAGAGCGAUGUGGUAAGUGUAUAAUCAGUAUUUUCCCUCAAUUUUUUUCCCUCAAUUUAUUUAGCAAAAUUUCCUGUUGGUUCAGUGUUACUACAGGAGAAAACCCAAACUUAACAAGGACACUCCAGUGGUCCUGUAAGGAUCAUCUCUUAUCGGUCCAGUGUGUAAAAAAGCGAGACCUUUAGAAAUCAAGUUAUAUUGUUGGAAUUUGAAUGCAUAGCUCUAUUAGCUAAGGCUGGACCCACGCGCGGGUGCGUAAAACAGGAUAGAAGCAUGAUUUUAUGCAUGACGAUCGAAGAUAUUUAAAACUUUAAUUUGGUUUCGUCCAACAUAUGAAUUAUGUGCUGAUUAUUAGUUCAUUAAGCAGAAAGACGAAACUGUAAAGAUUUUAUUAGUAUAUUUGUUUGCGAGGCGUGGAAAAUGCUACAGGUUGACAUUCAUUUAUAUAUAAAAGUUGUAUAAAACAUUUCGACAUUAGCUAUUAUUCACAGGUACGACAUUGAAUUGAGGCCAGAAAAAAGUGGUCCAUCCUCGAUUUCGUUCUGCGCAGGCCUACAUUCCAAUGGUCGGGACCUGACCAUUGGAAUGUUAGUCUGUAUUCAUUUACAAGCAUAGCGAAGCACAAGAGUGUUAAAAAUUCAGUAUAACAUAUAUCUAAUCAUAUUUUACAACUGUAGCACUGAGUUCAAAAUGUAAACAAAACGUUUGCUUACAUUACGGACUUUACAGCAUCUUUAAAUUUUAAUGGCAAUAUAUAGCUUAAUGUUUACCCUAUAGCCAAUGUUUUCAGUUAUAUUUGUAUCAUUCCCUGACAUCACCGCGAAUUCUACGCAAUGUAAAGCAGAACUCCAACUUCAGCCACAGAGAAAGAGCACAUAUACUGUUCAGUUUAUAUAUUAGCCAUUGUUGUUUUUUUUGUAGAUUGUUUAUAAAGAAGUAGAGAAGAAGCCGUCAUUUUUGAAAGGAGAAGCUUUGCCCACAUAUGGCAAUUAUACAGUCUCUACUAAAUGUAAGCUGACUCAAAACAUAUAUUGUUUUGUUUGGCAGUAAUUUUUGGAAAAGGAUGACCGGAUAGAGCAUUUUAAGCUAUUUUAAAUACUAUCCAGCUCAAUAAUACUGUGGUCUUGUUUGUUUCUGCUAGAUGAAGUAAAAGAGGCACCGGUUCAAAUUCCGCUGGUCAAACCAGAUCCUGAGAAGCCCAAUCCGAAAAUGGGCGUUGGUCACGUGUCAUUCAGCAGCAAUUGUCGCUUUAUGGCCACGAAAAAUGGUAUGUUUUGCAUUUUAUAUUGUCAACAUAUAUUGCCACUACGAUUAGCAUUUCCAUAGCGCAGAUUUACAUGUUGAUAUAUGAUCAUGGAUAAUAAAAUAAAUGGAUAGGAAACUAGCUGACGUGACCUAAUGUUUUCAAUGGGAUGAUGGCGUGGUUGGAUGUUCAAACCUAGUUGCAAACCAAAUUCUCAAAAACGGCAUGUUUAGCAAUAAUACAGCUAAACAUUUUAGUCAAAGAGCAAAUAAAUAUAACUACGCCAUUCUACGAUGAAAUCUCUAAGUAUUUCCAGUCAAUUUUAGCAAAUAUUUCAAGCACUAAACAGUGACACUAAACAGUGCCAAUUGCGUAGCUAAAAAUACAAAACAAAGACGAAAAACAUUUACCUUGAAUACUUUGUCGUAGCUUAGGCAUGUUUUUAAAACAAUUAGACCAGCUUAUGCUUCAAUAUUACUCUUUUAAAGCGGAAAUAUAGCGAAACAACAAAAAAGCCGAGAACUUUGGCAAUACGCGUGACGUCACAGAUUGCAACUAGGUUUAGACUGUGACGUCAGCUAGAGUCCUAUCCAUUUAUUUUAUUAUCCAUGAUAUGAUCAAAUGCGGUUUUCACCAAGUAUUACGUUUACCAUACAGCGACAACAUUACUACAUAUAUCGGCGGCGAAUUUGCUUAAAUAACUAAAAAAAAAGUUAAUAAACCAGUUUUUACAAAUAUGUGUGCAUAUAAAUAAACUCAAUUCCAUGUCUGUUUAAAGAAAAUUUGACCUAAUUUUAACGCAAAAAUUAAUAUUACUAACUUCUAGGCUGUUGCAAACAAAUAAAUUUCGCGAAGACAAGUUUUCCCGCACUUUUAUAAUUUUAAACAAAACUGGUAGGAAAAAAUGUAUUAAUGUCCCAAAUUCUUUUCAUUAUUCUGCCAUAUCGUUUGUCGUAUGUUUGAAAUUGACAAAACAUCUGAAAAGGGUUGAAAAACCAUGAAAAAAGCCACAAUUCGCAACUGUCCAAUAGGUUCCUGUCCAAUAUCGUAAUAUAUUGAAUCGGCACGUGACCCUCUCAACGAUCACUGAUUGGUUAAGUGCGCGUGAGUCAGGUAUAAUAAUGUUCAAUAUCGGUUGACAACUGUGAACAAUAUGUGGGCAGCAAAACAUUGUUCAAUCCUGUUUUCAUCAACUAUUGCAACAACCUGAUCGUUUUUAGCCGUGUUUAGACUAUUUUAUCUUUACAACAAUUGUGAUAUUUAUUUUCUUAACUGUGUUUAUCCUAACCCACCCUGUCGGCUUUUCCUGUGGGAGGAAACUGGAGAACCCGGAGACAACCCACGACUUUCGGCAGAGCGUUGACCGACCUUUUCACAUGAGUUCAUAGCGAAAAUCGAACCCACGUAGGCACGUGUAUACUCGAAGUGAAAGGCGCUUCCUCUGAUGACUAUGGCGAUAUUAUAUAUAGAAUUUACGUGGGGGAAAUGCUAAUAUGUUACCAUGCAAGGGAGGUUUAUAUAACCGUGCUUGCCUAAUAAGGCGGACCUCGAGAAGAACCAUGUUAUAACUUUAUAUUUGUUUCCUUAUGCAUAUUGAAAACCUUCGUAAGUUUAGAGAGAUUUUUGUGCAUGUAUGUAUAGGCCAAAUUUAAAAGUAUGUUAUUUUGAUGACUUAGGCUAAUUCCUUAAUGUCAACAUAAUCGUUGGCUCGAAAAAGCGUCCCAGUAAUUAGCGUAGGUGUUUGAAAACUGCUUGCUGAAGUGUUGUUUUAUGAUUCAAAUUAUUUCACUAAUUUACUCCGACAAAGGCGACACUUGAAAAUAAAUUUGGCCAUAAAAGUUUUACCGCCCGCGAACUAAUUGCAAAUUUGUUUCUAGCCUGCCGGGCAGGAAAAAUAACCUCAUCCUUUUUCGGUAAAUUAUUUAAAUGUUGUAGUAUGUAUUUUGCUCUUUCUACCCGAGAAAAGCAGUAAAUUACAAUUAACUUCAGUUAUUAAUGUGUUUCAUUCUGAGUUGCAAGCAUGGGGGCUGGUUAUAUGGGACGAGCCAGUCCGGGUACCCGAGCUGGCUCGCCUAAGCGGGCCGAGUGUUAUUGCUCUGUUCAUGCGAAUAUAUUUUUGUAAAUACGAUUUUCUCGACCAAUUUCGAUCUUAAAAGGUCUCUGUGAAUUAUUCUGUGGAUUAUAACCGUGAAAGUCGCUCGCCAAAGUGCGAAUUUCAGAUUCAUGAGAAAUCAUAUUUAUAUUAUACUAUUCAUAGCGGUGAGCCCUGUGGUUUGUAAACACGGUGUAAAAUUGGUCCCGGCAAAGCGAGCUAGCUUGAGUACCUAA
Messenger RNA from Paramuricea clavata, 9870 nucleotides. The record is from the annotation of a GenBank genome assembly. NCBI's taxonomy places the organism in Eukaryota, Metazoa, Cnidaria, Anthozoa, Malacalcyonacea, Plexauridae.